Molecule: messenger RNA, 1137 nt
Organism: Acaulospora colombiana
Lineage: Eukaryota; Fungi; Glomeromycota; Glomeromycetes; Diversisporales; Acaulosporaceae
Source: the annotation of a GenBank genome assembly
AUGUCUUUUGAUUUUCUCAGCAACUUCAAUAAAUUGUUGGAGGAAUGCCCGGAUAACACGGGCAAAGUUCCCUCAUCCAACAAAUCUGCAGACUUGGAUUCGGUGAUUGGGUCAAUCGCUUACGCCCAUCUCAACAAUCAACUCGCAAACUUUGAUCGAACCUGCCUUCCAAUUAUCCAAAUCCCAAGAUCGGAUAUUCGCAUUCGUCCAGAAUGCGUUUAUGUAUUUGAAGACUGUGGUUUCUCUGUGGAUACCCUGAUUUUUAUUGACGACAUAACGCCACACAUUGACAAAUUAUUUGCGAACUAUGAUAUUCAGUUGGUUCUCGUUGAUCACAACGAACUAAUUGGCGUCUGGAAAAAUUUUUCGCAAAAUGUGGAGGUAAUCUUGGAUCAUCACGAAGACAAAGGUUUACACAUGAAUGCUAGGUUAAGAUGCGUUGAAAAUGUCGGAUCAGCCACAUCUUUGGUUGUACUGAAUUUCAAAGACCGAUGGGAGAGAGAGAGUGAUGACGCAAAACUUGCUAAAUUUUUUCUGGCUCCAAUCCUGGCAGACACAAUCUUUUUAGAUGUCUCCAAGGGUAGAACCACAAACAAAGAUCAGAUGGCAGCGGAUUUUCUCCUCAAUUUUCUCGAACUUUCGGAAAAUGUGAAUGUCUUCAUCAAGAAUUAUUAUGAUAAAAUACGGAAGGCAAGGUUUGACAUAUUUGACCUAUCAAAUUUCGACCUUUUGCGCAAAGAUUAUAAGGAACGAAAUAUCGAAAAAUAUCGUGUAGGAAUAAGUAGCAUUGGCUGGAAUGUGGAUGCCUGGAUUAAACGUGAAGGUCUCGAAGUCUUGAUUCGUGGGUUGAAAGAAUAUUGUCAAACGAGGGAAUUGGAUCUGUUGAUUGUGAUGCUGUCAUUUGAUCAUGGGGGGUUUCGUAGGGAGAUGAUUAUUUGUUCGGUGAAUGGUCCGUUUUGUAGGAAAGAGGUUCUAGAGGAAUUUAAGGCGAAAAUGAUGGGCUUAGAGAGACACCCUGUUAUGGAUAACGACAUCGACGAGAUGGAUGUAGGAUUCUAUGUCCAAAAGAAUCCUAAUUUAUCGCGAAAGCAAGUUUAUCCAAUUGUCGAGAACUCAUUUUUGGGUAGACGGCAGUGA